GGGAGAGCCCCGGGGCUCGGCAGAGCCGGUCCCGCCGCACCCGCAGCCGCACCGGCACCGGGCUGCGAGCGGCGGCGGGGCCCGGAGAGCGGCGGGGGCGAACCGGGGCAGCGCCGCCUCCUUCCUCCUCCUCCUCCUCCUCCUCCUCCUCUCCUCCUCCUCCUUCCAGCCGGUGCCGCGGAGCGCAGGAGCCACCGGGGGCGGGAGCGGCCCCGCAUGCGGCCGGUGCCCGCGGGGGGGAUGCGCCGCGCCCCGGCCCCGCCGCCGCCGCCGCCGCAAACUUUCCGCGGGGCCGUGAACCGGCAGGAGGAGGAGGAGGAGGAGAGCGACAAAUCCCUGAGGGGGCGACCCCAAAAAAAAAACCUGAAAAAGAAAAACUACCCCAAAAAGCGGAGCUCUUUCCAGCCAGCGGUUCCUCGGUAAAACUUACCGAACUCGGCGCGGGGAAACAGCGGGAGGGGAAGAACCGGGAGGAGAAGAACCGGGAAGAGAACCGGGAGGAGGAGAACCGGGAGGAGAACCGGGAGGAGGAGAAGAACCGGGAGGAGAACCGGGAUCAGAACCAGCACCGGGAGCAGAAGAACCGGGAGCAGAAGCAGCAUCGGGCGGAGAAGAACCGGGAGCAGGAGCAGCACCGGGAGAAGCCCCGGGAGGAGCAGCAGCACCGGCAGGCUCCGCUCGAUGCGGCGCUGAGCCCCCGCGGCCCCGCGGAGCCAUGGCCAUGGUGGCCGGCGCUUGGGGCGAACCGAACGGUGGCGGAGCCGGUGGCACCGGAGGCGGCGGCGGCGGCGGAGCGGAGGAGGCGGCGUCCCCCGGCGGCGGCGGCAGCGACGCGGAGCACGGCGAGGAGGAGCGGCCCGGGGCCGGCGCGGACUGCGUGGUGUGCGGGGACAAAUCCAGCGGGAAGCACUACGGCGUGUUCACCUGCGAGGGCUGCAAGAGCUUCUUCAAGCGCAGCAUCCGCAGGAACCUCAGCUACACCUGCAGAUCCAACCGGGACUGCCAGAUCGACCAGCACCACCGGAACCAGUGCCAGUACUGCCGCCUCAAGAAGUGCUUCCGGGUGGGGAUGAGGAAGGAAGCCGUGCAGCGGGGCCGAAUCCCCCCGAGCCACUCGGGCAGCAGCCCCAACCCGCUGCCGGGGGCCGGCGACUUCUUCAACGGGCAGCCGGUGUCGGAGCUGAUCUCGCAGCUGCUGCGCGCCGAGCCCUACCCGGCGGCGCGCUACGGCGCGCAGUACGCGCAGCAGCCGGGCAGCGUCAUGGGCAUCGACAACAUCUGCGAGCUGGCCGCCCGCCUGCUCUUCAGCACCGUGGAGUGGGCGCGCAACAUCCCCUUCUUCCCGGAGCUGCCCGUGGCCGACCAGGUGGCCCUGCUGCGCCUGAGCUGGAGCGAGCUCUUCGUGCUCAACGCGGCGCAGUCGGCGCUGCCGCUGCACAUGGCGCCGCUGCUGGCGGCCGCCGGCUUCCACGCCUCGCCCAUGUCGGCCGAGAGGGUGGUGGCCUUCAUGGACCAGAUCCGCGUCUUCCAGGAGCAGGUGGAGAAGCUCAACCGGCUGCAGGUGGACUCGGCCGAGUACAGCUGCCUCAAGGCCAUCGCGCUCUUCACGCCCGACGCCUGCGGGCUGUCGGACCCGGCGCACGUGGAGGCGCUGCAGGAGAAGGCGCAGGUGGCGCUGACCGAGUACGAGCGCGCGCAGUUCCCGGCGCAGCCGCAGCGCUUCGGGCGGCUCCUGCUGCGCCUGCCCGCGCUGCGCGCCGUGCCCGCCGCGCUCAUCUCGCAGCUCUUCUUCAUGCGCCUGGUGGGCAAGACCCCCAUCGAGACCCUGAUCCGCGACAUGCUGCUGUCCGGCAGCACCUUCAACUGGCCCUACGGCGCCGGGCAGUAGGGACGGACGGACGGACGGACGGACGGGCCGGAGAGCGGGAUUGGCCGGACAGCGGGACGGGCCAGAAAAUGGAACGGGCCGGACGGACAACGGGAUUGGCUGCAGGGACAGCGGGACAGGCCAAACGGACAGCGGGACAGGCCGGACAGCGGGACAGGCUGGACAAUGGGAUGGGCCGGACAGCGGGACAGGCCAAAGAACGGGAUGGGCUGGACAACGGGAUGGGCUGGACAGCGGGAAAGGCUGGACAAUGGGAUGGGCCGGACAAUGGGACAGGCCGGACAGCGGGACAGGCCAAAGAACGGGAUGGGCUGGACAACGGGAUGGGCCGCACGG
Molecule: messenger RNA, 2224 nt
Organism: Vidua macroura (Pin-tailed whydah)
Lineage: Eukaryota; Metazoa; Chordata; Aves; Passeriformes; Viduidae
Gene: NR2F6
Product: nuclear receptor subfamily 2 group F member 6
Exons: 4
Coding region: 716-1888 (390 amino acids)
Biological process (GO): negative regulation of transcription by RNA polymerase II; anatomical structure development; cell differentiation
Molecular function (GO): nuclear receptor activity; RNA polymerase II cis-regulatory region sequence-specific DNA binding; zinc ion binding
Source: RefSeq, a predicted model, not a curated record